AUAGGUUCAUGAAUGUAAUCAGACCGGUAUCCAAACCAGGCAAAAAGAAUGUAGGGCUCUACAAACAAACGUCCUGUUCAUUAACCAGGAAGUCUACCAGCCUCAGCUUUCAAAGUGAUUGAUCAGUACCCACCGAGUCCUAAGAGGAACAUUCCUUCACAUUUAAAACGUAUGUGGCUCAAUAUAAAUGGGAAGACCUUUACAAAUAUUGAAGUCUUGCUCGGUUGCUAAAGCCAGGAGCUUCCUGACACCAAGGAAUGACCUUCAACUUGCUGCUUUAAAGGAAAUUCUAGUCUCGGAUAUGCUUAAGUGAGAGAGUGAGUAAAUUUGCACAAUGUGGCUGUACCAGAUCCCGGUACUAAUCUCUGCUUUUGCUGGCUCCUUUGCACUGACAGAGUUGCCCAAACCCAUUCAGGUGCAGUUCAAUUCCAGUAACUUCAUGUAUAUACUCCACUGGACACCUCAAGGACCUGAAGAUUCCGUGUAUGAUGUUGAGUACCAGAUUUAUGGAGAUGUGUGGAAGAGUAAGUCUGAGUGUUACCACACCUCUGCUCACUACUGCGAUUUAACCAAUGAGAUUGCACAGGAGGAUAACUGGUACUACGCCAGGGUGAUGGCAGUGUGGAAGAACACCAGUUCAUCCUGGUCCAUGUCCAAACGCUUCUGCCCAUUGGACAAGACUGUUGUUGGAGCCCCUGAAGUGAAGUACACAGUGAGCACUCGAUCCAUCAAGGUCCGGGUGGAACCACCGACUGUCCCACCCAUUGGGGGACUUCAGCGUUCUAUUAAGAACAUUUUCUCUGUUGUUGAAUAUAACGUGCAGCUCAGUAAACCUGCGACAAAUAAAGUGGUAUUUCUUGCCGAAAAUGAGAAUGGAAAGUUCACAGUUGAACCUUUGGAGCCCAAUACAGAAUACUGUGGGACUGUGAAACUUGUCUUGAAGAGAGGAAUCUUUUCAAAAGAGAGUCAGACUGUAGAUUUCUGCAUCAAGACUGAGCAAGAAUGGACAUUGAUGGUUAUUCUGCCAACUACUGGGUUUAUUUUGUUUGGAGUACUCAUCAUUGGAACAUUUAUCUGGAUGGCACACAGUUACACAAGACACCACAGGACUCUGCCCCAAGCUUUGGUUCUGGACAAAAUCCUUUUGAAGAAGCAUUCUUCACUACAGUCAACACCCACACGCCACCUGAUCUCCAGCCAUAAGGAUAUUUUUCAGUUUGAAAAGAUUGUUCAUAUGGAGGACAUAUGUCUUUUAAAGUAUCAUUCUCGUGACACAGAAGAAAUAUUGAAACCAAGAGAACUUGGCUUAGUCACACAGUGGGGCACCUAUGCACCCCAACAUCACACCAGGAAACUUCAGACAAACUUUCCAAGUUGCAGUGAUUGUGAAACUCAGGGUGAUAUCUCCUCUGGGCUGGUGGAUAGUGGAUGUUCUUCACCUUAUCGUCCCCAAAGCAGUGAGGGUCUGUCGAAUGCCCAAGCAUCAAGUCAAAAUGGUUCACGGUCACUGGCUGAAAAUUAUGGUGCAGUUCUUCAAAUGAUAUCUCCGGAAAUUGAUGCAAUCAGAGACAGUUUAACCACCACACAAAAUAAACCAUUAAAUGCCUUGCAAAUGCUGAGAAAAGACCUUUUUUACAACAAAGGAGGCCAAAUAUUGUGGACUGGUCCUGGAAUGGGGAUGCAGAUAUCAAAGCUGCUGGAAGGAGAGCCAAUACCAUUUCUAUCAUUACAAGAUGACAAGCAACGAACACAUCCAACUGAUUGGAAGGAGAACCAGCCAAUGGAAACGUCAUUGGUGUCUUCAUUGAAAGAAGAAAUCCAAAUCAACCCAUUGUUGUGUCAAUACAGGCCACAAGUGAAGACAGAAACAUUUCCGUCAUUGUCAAAGGACAAGGAUGAUGCUUCAUUUAUGCAGUGUGAAGGAAUGGAUGACCAACCAUCAAAAGAAGUAUCCUUAACUGAUGUUUUACAAACUGAUGGACAUCUACCUAGGCCCUUGUUGGAUGAAUUCACUGUCCUGGCCCAGGUAAAACCUAUGAGGGAACGUGAAUAUAAAAGUCAGGUGCUAACCUUGCAUUCAUCAAUAAAGGAAGGGCAGCGACAGACUUUACGUGCAAAUACUACAGUUCAACCCAGCAACCUUCUUGCAGAUUGGGAAAUACACAUUCACAUCGACGAAUAGAUCACUAAACAGGUAGUGCUUGUCCUGGAUGUACAUGGUUCCAAUGAUGUCCAAACCUGACCCUUGUGAUUGGAAUAUAUUUGAAUAGUAGAAAGACAACUUCUGAAGAUAUUUCAUAUCUUCAUAUGGGCUGCCCCCAGAACACUACGCAAAAAGAUGUAUUUCACUGUGUGUUUCGAUGUAUAUGUGACUUAUAAAGAUAUCUUAUUUGGUUAA
This is a messenger RNA of Pristis pectinata (smalltooth sawfish), 2398 nucleotides long. RefSeq lists its product as uncharacterized. Bases 335 to 2182 code for a protein of 615 amino acids. NCBI's taxonomy places the organism in Eukaryota, Metazoa, Chordata, Chondrichthyes, Rhinopristiformes, Pristidae. The transcript has 7 exons. The record is from RefSeq and is a predicted model, not a curated record. Gene Ontology annotation, molecular function: protein binding.